Molecule: messenger RNA, 1474 nt
Organism: Beta vulgaris subsp. vulgaris (sugar beet)
Lineage: Eukaryota; Viridiplantae; Streptophyta; Magnoliopsida; Caryophyllales; Amaranthaceae
Product: pheromone-processing carboxypeptidase KEX1-like
Exons: 2
Coding region: 131-808 (225 amino acids)
Source: RefSeq, a predicted model, not a curated record
UUCUUUCAGUUGGUCUUUUUUUUUUGUUUAUGUUGUUUCUGUUUGGGUUUGAGUUGUUUUUGUGUCAUUAUGAUAUUGAUUUGUUUGUUUAUUUGUUUUGCUCUUUUAAUCGAAGGAAUAUGUGAAGAACAUGCACAAGUUAAAGUGGAAUGCGCUUGCAUUCUGUCAAGUGAACUUGGAGAUUGCCCAAAACAUUCGGGAAGAAGGCGAGAAGCUGUCUCAAGACAGUAUUUCUCUCGAUGACAGUGAAGUUUUUAAUCCAGAGUUUUUGAAUCAAAUUGACGACAUAUGCAAGCGUCAUUUGGAAGCGAAAGAUAGUGCAAACAAAGUUGAUCCUACAAUUGCACUAUUGGUGAAGCGGACUGUGGAUUUGGAGUUCGAAAGAAAUGAAGAUGUUCCUGAUUUGGAUUCUGGUGUUCAUGGAGUUGAAGAGAAAGGAGGAAAUGAUGAAAAAGAAGAAGAGGAGGAUGAGAAGAAGAGGAAUGUUGAUGAUGAUCAGCUUAAAGAUGAUGAUGAUGAUGAUGAUGAUGAUGAUGAUGAUGAUGAUGAUGAUGAUGAUGAUGAUGGUGAUGAUAAGGAUCACCAGAAUUAUAAUGAGACAAAGCAGGAUGAGAUUGAUGAUGAUGAUGAUGCUAGUCUUCAAGGAUAUGAAGAGAAAGGAGGAGAUAAGGAUUUGGAUGCUGGUGUUCAUGGAGAUGGAGAGAAAGGAGGAAGUAAGUUCCUCUUAUUGUAUUGUUUUAAUUUGAUUGUUGGAGUGUUUCAUCUGGUGGAGACAUUGUUUCAGUUUGAGUGGAAUACAUUUGUUUAAAUGAAAAAGUUAAAUAGCUAACUGAAAGAAUAAAAAGACCAACUGAAAAUUGUGAUACUCUAACUGAAAUAAUAUUAAUACCAGCUGAAUAUCAUAUAAAUACCAAAUGAAACUUUUGCUAUUUGUUUUUAUUUCAUCUGGUGGAAAAAUUGUUUCAGUUUGUCAAUGAAUUGAUUCAUUUUUUAUUUUGUGUUUUUCAGUUCUUGUGUAUUUAGAUUUUUUUUUAAUUGUUUUUGUUUUUUAAUGAAGAUGAUGAGAAAGAACCAAAGGAAGAUGAUAAGAAGACUGACAAUGCUGAGGAUGAUGGUGGUCUUCAAGGAGAUAAAGAGAAAGGAGGAAAUAAAGAUUUGGAUGCUGGGGUUCAUGCAGAUGGAGAGAAAGCAGGAAGUAAGUUUCUUUGAUUUUAUAGCUAACUGAAAGAAUACAAAGACCAACUGAAAACUGUGAUACUCUAAAAGAAAUAAUAUCUUAUAAAUACCAACUGAAAUAUUGUUUCAGUUUGUAACAAUAUGAAAACAAACUGAAAAAUAAAUAAGGCUAACUGGAGUACUAUAAAGACUAGCUGAAAAAUAAACAAGUCUAACUGAAGCACUAUAAAGACUAGCUGGACAAUAAACAAGUCUAACUGAAAGAAUAAAAAGACCAACUGAAAACUGUGAUACUCUA